CAACACUAAAUUUAAAACGUCAAAAAAUGCGAAAAAAAGCCGCAAGGCAACUGUUGUAGUAUUUUUUGUUUUGUUUUAAAAGUUAUUUGUGUAUAAUUAUUGUUGUUAAGCCUCUAAAAGAGUGUACUAAUUAUUAAUUUAUCUAGUCCUAGGCGUAACCAUAUAAGUUUGCUGGCCAAAUGGUAGCCAUGUCUAUUUUUCGUGUGCCAUUAUAUUAUUAAUCGAUUGUUCUUUGUUGUUAAAAGUGUGAUUUCUGGUGCUUAUAUUGAGGUUCUCCUCCACAAAUCCUCGGAAAAACACUCACGCUACAGUUUCACACGUAUAUAACAUUGCGAAAGUGUGAUGAAACCUUUUUGUGAAAAAAUCCCGCCAAUAAAAAUUUGGUGAAAAUUUUGCAUAAAAAAUAAACGUAACAUACUUUUUAGUGCUGAGUCUUUGGAAAUGGGGAAAUUGCUGUUUAAACGCACUGAAAACGUCAGAGUUGCUGCAAUAAAUUGUUAGUAAAAGAGUUUCAAUAAGAUUCUUGCUAGAAUCAUGUCAACUGUGCAAAACAGUCUUUGGACCAAAUUGCCUGCAGAGACCUUGGAUUCCAAGUACGAGAAAUGUAGAAAUAUCACAGAGGAAAUAUAUAAGAGGAUAAACAUAACAUUUCAAAUUAAAAAGCUUGAGACAAACAUACAAAGUGACUUGUCUGAUAAUAGUGACCAAAUAGAUAGUAACGAACUGAGUAAUGAGACAGACCUAUUUGCCUGUGACAAGUCUUCAAUAUCAAGCAGUACAGAGUUAGAAGCGUUAGAGCAAGGCAGUGCUGCCUGCGAAAAGUUCAUCAAUAAUAAUAACAAUGAAGAGAAAGUCAAGAAAGCCACGGUGGUUUGCAAGAGACCUCGCAAGAGAUUCAGAAAGCGGGUAAAAAAGCAGCAAUCAUCAAAGAAAGACUCGGACGGGUCCAGUGAUGAGGCCAUACCAUUAAGCCGGGUCGCAGUAGUGGACAAUAGGGCUGCCAAGUCACCUCUACACUCGUUCAUGGGAGUCCCCAAUGUUGUGAUCACACCUAUUGAUCUGAAAAAACUGAAACUACCCGUGCCAAACACAACUGCAACAAAGAAAUCUGAGUCAAAACAAACACAAAAAGCCAAAGGGGAAUCCCCUAAAGAGAAAGCCAUAGACAAAACGGUAGACAUCAAAAAGGGCGUAGACAAAAACAUAGAGUUGAAAAAGGGUGUGGAAAAACCAGAGAUAUUGACUAUCAAAGAGAAAAGUCCCUCAGAAUGGAACUGCACUUUAUGCAGUUUGUCAUUUAAAGGAGAACGGGGUUUAAGACGCCACAUGACGAUGUCACACAUUAUAAGUCCGGACGAAGAGAAAAAAUCUAAUAAAUCGCGAGAGGAGACCUAGAUUUGGUAAACCCCAUUGAAGCGGUUCAAGUCAUUCAGCAAUGUACAGAAAUAUUUAUGAAAAAAAAAAACGUAAAAUGUUACGUCACAUCUAUUUCGUGACCAAUGUCUCGGUGUGUUUUCAAAAAUAUUGUACAAAGUCAAUUAUAUUUUAGGACAGUGCCAAUUUUGCUUUGCGACAAUUUUCUGGCGAAAUUUCUUAUAAAAUACUAGGCGAUGCCC
Maniola jurtina (meadow brown) is the source of this 1616-nucleotide messenger RNA. RefSeq lists its product as uncharacterized. The transcript has 6 exons. The coding region runs from base 535 to 1395 and encodes 286 amino acids. The record is from RefSeq and is a predicted model, not a curated record. NCBI's taxonomy places the organism in Eukaryota, Metazoa, Arthropoda, Insecta, Lepidoptera, Nymphalidae.